This is a messenger RNA of Gastrolobium bilobum, 1872 nucleotides long. RefSeq names its product protein PHR1-LIKE 1-like. The record is from RefSeq and is a predicted model, not a curated record. Bases 286 to 1587 code for a protein of 433 amino acids. Gene Ontology annotation, molecular function: DNA binding; DNA-binding transcription factor activity. Lineage: Eukaryota; Viridiplantae; Streptophyta; Magnoliopsida; Fabales; Fabaceae. The transcript is spliced from 8 exons.
GAGACAAGGUUGGCAGUAAUCAUAAGAAAUAGAAUCAAAAAAACGAAAGCUAGGGACGAAGGGAGUUUGGGUUCGAUGAUUGUUUGUUUGAGUUAAACACGACAAACCCAAAGACGUGAGCAUUACAACUCAUGUUCUUCUUCCUCUUCUUUUCUUCUCUUCUCUUAUACCCUCCGUUUAGGUAAGAUUCCCAACUUUUCAGAUUCUCUUACCGGUUUUUCCCAAUUCCAUACUAAUCAUCAUUUUAUAGGACAAAGUUGAUUCACUGGAGGAGCCUCAAGAGUUAUGUCUUCAUCUUCUCCUGUUCUUCCCACUCCCAUGGAAAACAAGUAUAUGAAACCUCCUGAUUCUUGUCAGCUUUCACCGCCUGUCAGAGAUCUGACUGCAAAUCCUGCCUCACUGCAAGCUACAUCAUCAAAUUUGAUUAGAAGCGUUGGGCAGAUGUUUUCAUCCCCUGCUGAAUGUCCUGGUGACAUCCCUUUUUCCCCUGCUUCACAGCAUGAUAGGCAAUAUCGAGAUUCUCCCUUCAUUUCUCAGACAUUAGGUGACAAUGCGCCUUCUGAAAUACAUUCAACAACAUACAUUUCUCAUCCUCAAGAAAGGGAUGAUAUUUCCUGGGGUCCAGAUCCGUAUCAGGAUAUUCUUAGUUUUCCUGAAAAUGUUUCUGUCCAGCAUGAUCAGGUGGAAAACAGUGCUUGUUACAUGAAUGAUGACAAUGUCAAAAAAUCUGAUUUUGGGGAGUGGGUUGAUCAGUUAAUGUCUAUUGAUGAUUCUCUUCAGCCAAAUUGGAGUCAGCUUCUUGAUGACAAUGUAGCAGAACCAAAACCAAAGGCGAUCCAGGUUCCCCAGCAACAGCUUAUACCAUCUGGAGAAGUUAAUGGUCUUCCUAAUUCAGCAUCGACUGCACCGCAAACUAAACCUAGAAUGCGUUGGACUCCAGAACUUCACGAGGCCUUUGUAGAAGCAGUCAAUCAGCUUGGUGGUAGUGAGAAGGCUACUCCAAAGGGUGUCUUGAAUCUGAUGAAAGUUGACGGCCUUACCAUCUAUCAUGUAAAAAGCCACCUACAGAAGUAUAGAACUGCCAGAUACAAACCUGAGUCACCAGAGGGAACUUCUGAGAAAAAGAUAACUUCAAUCGAAGAAAUGAAAUCUCUGGACUUGAAAACGAGUAAGGGGAUCACUGAAGCAUUACGGUUGCAGAUGGAACUCCAGAAGCGGCUUCAUGAACAACUUGAGAUUCAAAGAACGUUGCAGAUUCAAAUUGAAAACCAAGGGAAACAUCUGCAGAUGAUAUUUGAGAAGCAGAGAGAGAUGGGUGACAGCAAGGUUAAGGGCUCCUCUUCCCCUUUGGACAAGCUUUCUGCUGCACUAUCUGACACGGUGCUGCCUGCAGACAAUCUAGAAACCUCAAAUGAGGAACAUGACAAAUUUGGAAGCAACAGUAGCCUUCCGAAAGUCAUGCCUGAAGAAAGUUCCCAGGAGGAUGCAAGCAGAAAGCAUAUGGUAGGUGAAGCUGAUGUUAUGGAUAAACAAGAGGCGGUAGAAGAUCAAUAUGCUGCACCACCCACUAAACGGGUGAAGUGUUGAUGACAAGCUCUGAUGUUAUGGAUAAUAUAUGUUUGGAUUACCCUUUCUGCUUAUCAUAAUGACGACACACUCAAUUUGCACAGUAGCUUUCUGGUUUCUGGAUUUGUUUUAUAUUCUUGGACAUGUUUAGACUCUGGGGAGCUUGGGUUAAAGGUGUUGUUGAUGUUGAUGUUUAGACUCCGGGGAACUUGUAAAAAUAUUAUUGGAUCCGGUUAUGUUUUAACUUUUAACUAGGUGGUUAUAACAUUUUAUAAGGUUAUCUGACAACUCAAUGAAUUAUUAUGU